AGUCCAAGGUGAACAGACGGGUGAACUCUGCUUGUGAUUGAACCGAGGAAAUCUUAGGAAGAGAAAAUGUUGAGAUACGCUUCUAAAACGAUCUCCAAGACUGCAUUGCAGCUGCAUGCCACACAGGUAUCGAGAAAUUUCCACGUCUCGAGAUUGGUGUUGGCUGCAAAGAUCUUUGACAUGCCUGCGAUGUCUCCCACGAUGGAGUCGGGCGCAAUCGUCGAGUGGAAAGUGAAAGAGGGCGAUCACUACAACCCAGGAGACUCGCUACUGGAUAUCGAGACUGAUAAAGCUACUAUCUCGGUGGAUGCCAUCGAUGAUGGUGUUCUAGCCAAGAUCAUUCUACCGGACGGAACAAAGGACAUCAAGGUCGGGACUCCGAUUGCGUUUCUGGCGGAGGACGGCGAUGACUUGAAAAAUUUGGAGUAUCCAAAGCUUCCUGACGAAGAGAAGCCACAGGCGACACCAUCUUCCGAGGCCGCCGAAACAGCACCACCAAAAACAAGCCCACCUAAAGAAUCCACAGAGUCUUCAGGAAAUUCUUCCACUCCGGCGGAAAAAUCACCGGCUUCAGCAUCCCCAUCCGCCACUUCGAAAGCUGCUAACCCAGCCCAGGUCUUCUUCCCUUCUGUUGAACGUUUGCUAGCUGAAAACAAGAUCUCUAGAGAGGAUGCGCUUGCGAAAAUACCGGCGACCGGCCCACACGGCAGGCUAUUGAGAGGUGAUGUUCUGGUACAUCUGGGUAAGGUGUCUGCCGAACAAAAUGAUACUCUUGUGAACUAUCUCGAGAAGACGUCACGGUUGGAUCUCUCGCAUAUCGAACUACUGGAGCCGACUGGCACAGUGGGCGCUGACUCCAAGACAGAGGGAAAAGCAAAGCCCAAAGCCAAGGAGCCUACCAUAAUUACCGAGAGUUAUCCGAUCGACUUGGAGGUGAGCUACCCUGAAUUGUCCAAAUUCAAGGCUGUAAUCUCUGAAGCUCUAUCUUCCUCAGAGCAACAGGCAUAUGCGUACAACACCAACCCAGUCUCUGAUUUAGACGAUCCUUUGUUUGAUGAUAUAAUUGCCCCAUCGAGAAACUCUGAUAGAUUCAAGAUUGAAUAUACCUUGAACUCAGAAGGUGAUGAAGUUUCCACUUUGGAGCUCAAGCUAAUCUUGAAUGACUCUUGCUUUGAUGCGAAGGACAGAGCGAUUGUCUUUGUGAACACUUUUAAGGAAAACCUUACAAAAGAAUUAAAAGCUUUUGAAUGAAAACUUGAUAAAUAAAUCUUUAUAACCGAAAAGAAUGAAAUUCUACUAAGCUAAAAAACAAAAAUAGCUAAAUAGUUAUGUAGUGUCCUUUACAUUCGGAACCUAAUCAGAAAAGCCUGACGAGCAGAUUAGUGUCGGAACAAAUGUACCUUUUUUUUU
This is a messenger RNA of Pichia membranifaciens NRRL Y-2026, 1410 nucleotides long. RefSeq lists its product as hypothetical. Gene Ontology annotation, biological process: pyruvate decarboxylation to acetyl-CoA. Bases 67 to 1251 code for a protein of 394 amino acids. Gene Ontology annotation, cellular component: pyruvate dehydrogenase complex. The record is from RefSeq and is a predicted model, not a curated record. The transcript has a single exon. NCBI's taxonomy places the organism in Eukaryota, Fungi, Ascomycota, Pichiomycetes, Pichiales, Pichiaceae. Gene Ontology annotation, molecular function: dihydrolipoyllysine-residue acetyltransferase activity.